This is a messenger RNA of Anneissia japonica, 424 nucleotides long. RefSeq lists its product as uncharacterized. Lineage: Eukaryota; Metazoa; Echinodermata; Crinoidea; Comatulida; Comatulidae. Gene Ontology annotation, biological process: signal transduction. The annotation marks the transcript as partial. Gene Ontology annotation, molecular function: protein binding. The record is from RefSeq and is a predicted model, not a curated record. The transcript has 2 exons.
GAUCCUGUAUUCAUUUUUUCAACAACUUAUUUAUUUGUAGGUUCUCCAAUGCAAGGAGCAGGAUCAAGUGAUACUGAAACAGUACCACCAGAUGAACAUCUUGGUUAUCUGGAAGACAAGCACCUGCUUCGUAUCGCAGUGGGCAUGGGAAUGGAGUGGAAACAACUGGGUGUCAGACUGGGUCUCAGUUGGAACAGGAUCCAACAAAUAUGGAGUGAUAAGAGACGAUUGCCAGAGAGCAUAAUGGAUAUGCUUACAGAAUGGAGGAAUCAUCAGAAUUACGAGAAAAAUCAAGUGGAGAUAAUGUGCAGGGAUUUGAAGGAGCAAGGACUCACAGAACUUGCUAACAAUGUUUUUGGCUCGCAAACCUCAACAAAAGUACAUGCUAGACGACCGUUACAUCAUAGACACCAGCAAUAUGAUG